CAAAACACUAAUUAAAAUAUCACUUCUUUUAUUAUAAACUCGCUACAAAUGACUGGUUAGGUUAGUCCUGGCAGUAAGGCACGCAAUUAUUAGAUAUUUCUUAUUGUAUUUACAUGAAGAACAUCACUAUCAACAAACUGCCUAAACGUUUUAUUUAUUUAUUUAUCAUUAUUUUUUAUCGUUAAUUUUUUGGCCAAUAAAGAUGGAUAGCUGUUAUUUUAUUUAUCUAUUUUUUCUAAGGGCGUCCUUAAGUGAUUUUUAAACCAUUCAUAAUUUUGACAGAAAAAAUGGUAGGCUCGUAUAAGAAAACAAAAUAAAUGUACGUAAAAAUUGAAUAAAUAAAAUGUUAGGCAGUUUGUUUAGGUAGGAGUGAUAAUGAGCAAUUUUUUUCCAAUCUCUGUGUCUUUUCCUUCCUUUCCUUGGCAUGACGUACCAACAUUUCCCUCAACAUAAAACACGACCAUAAAAAUAAAUAAAUAAAUAAAUGUAUUCCUCUGGGGCUUAACACUCACUAAAUCACAUCAUCAAGAAAAUAACCAGUAAAAAUUUCUACACGUGUUUCUAAAGAUCAAAAUGCCACUGUGAUAAAUAAAUAGAUAAAUAAAUGAAGCGUAAAUGUUUAUAGUCUCGUACCCCCCGCGUGCCAGUGUCAAAAGGCGUGUAUUGUAAGAGAAAGAGUCUAUUACAUUUUAUCCGCCGACAUCUGCGUGAAUUCACCUCCUGCAGUGUAAUUCUUGCAACACCCAAGGAGAUUCACCACCAGGGAGGAAGAUUUGGCGGGAAAAAUGGAGUGAGAAGCGAUGGACUGACGGAAUAUAUGACAAAUAAGACGGUGACACGGGCCGCAGCUGCCUGUGUGUGUGUUGUGGUGCAAGCUUGGUGCCUGGCUGAGAGGGUCAGGAGCUGCUGCUAAUGACGGCUGACAACACUGUAAUAUUGGCGCGUCACUUCAAGGAGCAGGAUAUCGAUGAGUUCCGUGAGUGCUUCUCCCUGUACGCGCGUCACAGCACCAUACGCACCCUGGACCAGCUCACCGUCAUCAUGCGCUCCCUCGGCCUCAGCCCCACCAUUGCCGAGCUCAAAACUUACUUCAAGGACAAGUGAGGCAAGAUGAGCUUCCCGGACUUCCUGGAGGUGAUGCACAAGCACAGCCAGGUGGAGCGCAUCCCGGAGGAGAUCCUGGCGGCCUUCCAGGGACACGACCCACGGCGCACUGGGGCCAUCCCUGCCCGGGACCUGCGCCACAUCCUGCUGCACUGGGGGGAGCGACUCAGCCACAAGGAAGUGGAGCAGAUCUUCCGAGAGGCCAACAUCUCACCAAACGGCAUGGUGCGCUACCAAGACUUCUGCCGCAUCGUGUGUGCCCCAGUGCCUGACUACUACUAGCCCCACCCUGACCCUGGCCUGGCACUCCGACCUAACCUCACCUUACUCUACCUUACCUAACCUAACCUAACCUUACCUUACCUUACCUAAUUUAAUCUUACCUUACCUUACCUUACCUUAACUUUACCUUAUCUUCCUUAACUAAAUGAAACACAAAAUGGCCUAACCUAAAUUAAGCUAACCUUACCUUCUCACCUAACCUAAUCUAACCUUAACUUACCUUAUCACAAUGGGUCGUCUUGGAGCCACAUGCUAGGGCCAGUCUGGGUCACUAAAGAGGGGUGUAUCAGGUCAUGCCAGGUCACAGCAAGAGGUCAUCACAGGUCAUCUAAGGUCACAGGUGUCUCAGGGUAGGUUGCCUGUGUUGUGUUGUGUAGGGGGUGUUGAAAGUUGUUGUUUGUUGGGUGUAGGUUGUAGUGGUGGUGUUAAUUUGGAUUUUGUUGUAAUGUAUUCUUAAUUUUCUUCUUUGGUUUCUUUUUUUCUUUUCCAGGUUUUUUUUUUUUUUAUCUUUCUCAUUUUCAUUCUGACGUCAUGUAUUUUUUUCUUUUAUUCUCCGUCAUUCCUUUCUCCUUCAGUUCAUCUUUUCAUUAUCUCUCCAAGUGUGUGUGUGUGUGUGUGUGUGUGUGUGAGAGAGAGAGGGAGGGAGGAAGAGAGAGGUUGUAGAUAAGGAAGGUUUGAAAAAGUUUGAGUGAAGUUGAUAAGAAAGGAGAAUAUUUUGGUUUUGUCUUUGUGUGUGUGCGUGUGUGUGUGUGCGCCAGGAAGUGCCUCUCUGCUACCUUUCACUGUCAUUCUUAACGUCAGCUCAGUAAGGUCAGUGAUUCGCAGAGACCCAGUGAUGCUAGUGAUGGUUCAGCUAAGAGACAAAGACUAGACUGGGACUCUCUUCAACCUGCACAGGGACUGGCAUUAAGUGGGCCUCUUAUUCAUUUAUUUUUAUUAUCUGUUUACAUUUUUACUCUUUCUCUUGCCCUUUGCCAGCUUUUUCUCCUCUAACAUGAAAAAAGAGAAGGGAAAAUAAGGGUGUAAGUGUUUGGCAGCUGUCUGGUGUGGUGAAGCAUGAGACAAGUUGAUUUUAAGCUUUAUUUAGUGAUAUCUAGGGAUGUUGGAAGAGUUUUGGGGUAUUUAAUGAUUCUUGUGCUUAUCUUAGUGUUUUUGGGGGUAGUAUAUACAAUUCCUAUGGUUAAUUUAAAGUUUUCCGGGUAAUAUAGUGAUUCUUGUCUUUUACUUUGAGUUUUUGGGGUAAUAUAUAUGAUUGUUGUGGUUGAUUAAGAGUUUUUGGGGUAUUAUAUUUCAUUCUUGUGCUUAUCUUAGUGUUUUGGGGUAAAGAUGAGUUUUGUAUGCUAAAUUUUGAUUCUUGUACUGAAGUUAGAGUUUUUGUGAUGUGCGAUCAUUUUUCUAAGUUAAAGAAGAUCAAUAGUGUUGGUUUGAGGAGUCUUGUACGCUGAAGUUGAGGGAUCUGUGUGAUGUUUGAUAAUGUUUAAAGUUAAAGAUCGAUAGUUUUUUGGUAUAAUUUAUGAUGAUUCUUGUACGCUAAAGUUAAUUAAAGAGUUUUGGUGUAAUUUUAUGAUGACUCUUGUACGAUGAAGUUGAGGAGAUUGCGUGUGAUGUGUGAUAAAUUUUUCUAAGUUAAAGAAGAUCAAUAGUUUUUGGUGUGAUGUUUGAUGAGUCUUGUGCACUGAAGUCGAAGAGUUUUGGUGUGACAGUAUUUGAAGUUUAAGAGUUUUGGUGUGACGUCCGAUAACUUCCUGUACACUAAAGAAGGUGAAGAGUUUUUAUUGUGAUGUAUGAAAGCUCUUGUAUGUUGAGAUUGAGAAGUUUUGGUGUGAUAAUAUUUGAAGUUAAAGGGUUUUGGUGUGACGUCCAAUAACUUCCUGUACACUAAACAAGGUGAAGAGAUUUUAUUGUGGUGUAUUAUGGCUCUUGUACACUGAAGUUGAAGAGUUUAGGUGUAAGGUGCAAUAGUGUUUUAAAGUUUGAGUUUUGGUGUAAGGUACGAUGAUUUUUGUGAGCUAAAGAAGGUGAACAGCUUUGGUGUGAUGUAUGGUGACCCUUGUACCACUAAAGUUAAAUAAUUUUGAUACAACACAAGAUAUUUUUUGUACACUACGAACACUCCAGCCAUAUUUUUCAUGGUGGCUAUUUAUAAAGAGUCAAAUUAGAACAAUCUAUUUAUAUAUUUUAUAGUUAGUUGAAUUAGAACACUCAGUUAUCAAAGUAAUUCCAACUCUUAUAUUUCUACACUAAGAUAAGCAAAGGAAAGGUAAAUUAUUCUUAGGGAAACACACCAUAUCUUUUUGUACACAAACUGAAACAUUCCGAGAAAAAAAAACAUUCCACUUUGAAUAUAUGAAGAUUUUUGCACUGUU
This is a messenger RNA of Portunus trituberculatus (swimming crab), 3752 nucleotides long. RefSeq names its product calmodulin-like protein 4. Gene Ontology annotation, molecular function: calcium ion binding. The record is from RefSeq and is a predicted model, not a curated record. Gene Ontology annotation, cellular component: myosin II complex. Lineage: Eukaryota; Metazoa; Arthropoda; Malacostraca; Decapoda; Portunidae. The transcript has 6 exons.